CAAUAAUCCUCUUUAAGAGAAGCGCCCCUUGGGGCUUCAUUACUCCCAUCUUGGGACCUUUGCGCUUGGCAUCUCUGUUGGUGGCUUGCAAAGGGUAUAAAAGAGGGGGAACGUCCAGGACCAACACAUCAGUAUCCUAUCCCACAUCCUUUAUUAGAUACUCUUUUUUUCUAAAAUGUACAAGUCCAAUCUUCUCUUUGCUGCUUUGCCGCUUGUACUGGCGCUUCCUACAUCGGAAAACACAGACGGCACGUUAGGGGCUCUCUGCACGGGAAGCACCACUGCCCACCUCUACGGGUAUGAGGAUGGCUGCUGGCAGGGCUUCCAAAAGUUCAGCUAUGAGCUCUCAGCACACGGGUGUAAUAUCCGUGUUGCCAAUACUGACGGGCGCGUUCACUACAUCACGACGGACGGCUCGGGCGACUGCAAGACAAUCAGCUUGGUCUACUUUACGGAGCGGGAUAUGAAUGGGGAGAGGUCGUAUGCGAGCUUGGAGCGCAACCGGUGUAUUAAUGUUAAUACGGGUAGCUCUGUUGAGUCGAUUCAAAUGUACUGCAGCAAGUCGACUUGAUCAGGUGGUGGUUGUUGGGGUGGUGGUGUCUGUAUAUCCGCACUUUUUAUCUUCUUGUAUGUACAUGGA
Messenger RNA from [Torrubiella] hemipterigena, 640 nucleotides. The record is from the annotation of a GenBank genome assembly. NCBI's taxonomy places the organism in Eukaryota, Fungi, Ascomycota, Sordariomycetes, Hypocreales, Clavicipitaceae.